Leptopilina boulardi is the source of this 2160-nucleotide messenger RNA. Its product is annotated as transmembrane 7 superfamily member 3-like. The coding region runs from base 206 to 1861 and encodes 551 amino acids. Lineage: Eukaryota; Metazoa; Arthropoda; Insecta; Hymenoptera; Figitidae. The record is from RefSeq and is a predicted model, not a curated record. The transcript has 8 exons.
UAGGGUCCCAUUGGAGACGCACCAUUAGGAGAUUUUCUUUCCUCUUGCAAAAACCUACCGUGGGACUCCCCCCCCUCUACUAUUGUUUUUGUGUUUUCCAGCAAUAUUUUUUCCUAAUCUCCUAUACACGUUGUCGAACAUUCGCUUGUUUCUUGGCUGUUAAUGUUAAAGUUUUAAUCAAAAAGAUUCUUCUAAAUUAAUAAAAAUGAAAAACAAAUUAUACAUUUAUUUUGCUUUAUUCAUAAUUUCUUGUGGAUAUGAAAGCACAUGUGAGGAGUUAAUUUUGAAACCAGAGACGCCGAAAGACAAUGAUAAAAAGUACAUAAUUUCAUUGUCAAAUUACGAUGAAGAAGAUCCUAAACCACAGGAAUUUAGUAAUCAGGAUUUUAUACCCGCAAAUAGCAAUGUCACAUUUCUUGUAACUGACAUUCCUAAAUUUAUUUCGUUUAUAAUUUUUCAAAUUCACUCAUUUCAGAGUAAUGUUACUCUUUCAUAUAGCGAGAAAGUAUCAGUUUCUAAUGAUAGUAUAUCUGGUUCAAAUAUUGGAUUGUAUUAUAAUACUAAUGGUAAAUCUUCCAUUAACAUGUAUGUAUUGAAUAAUAAUAACAAAACAGUUGAAGCACUUUUUGUUGUUUUAUCAUACAAAAAUGACGCUCCAAUUCCUGGAGGAUGUAACAUGGAAUUUAAUAUGGAAAUUUCACCAUUUCAAAAAGUAUUUGUUACAAAUUCAAUGAUUUUUGUUGAUGCUCAGGCAUCAUCUGCGCCGAUUAAAAAACAAAAUAUUUCUUGUGACAAAAAUUUAAUUGAACACGAUGCUUAUCAUUUUUUUCUACCUGGACAGGAUUUCACUAGUGAAACAUAUUUUUCUGCCAUAAAGAAAUUAUUGACACCUGAAAAUAUUAUGCGAAACGGUGUUAAAAUUCCCAAAUCAUUAAUUGGUUCAUCAAUGAGAAGAGUUUAUAGUGCAUAUCCAGGCGUUGGUUCUGUCUAUGCAAUGGUGGCAACAUACAAAAAUCAAUCUGCUGCAUACGUGCCAUCUUUUACUUAUGGUUGCUCCUCCAAUUCUUUGGAUGAUUGUGGUUCAAUGCUACCAAAUGCACUAUCAAAAACCGUAUGUGCUUUAAUGAUCAUUCUUGGUGGAUAUCUAAUGUUCAAUGGUCAUAUGACACCGAAUGGUACAAUUUUCAUUUUUUCUUGUUUGGGAGGAGGCUUAGUGGGAUAUAUUUUGUCAAUUGUCGCAGGAACACUUGAUCCAUCAAAUACAAUAUGGAUUGCUAUUGGUUCAGGUUUAUUAUUUGCAUUGUUGUGGCAAAUUUUAUCCUGUUGCUUCUGCGGAGGAACAUCAAGAAUUUUUUCUAACAUAUUUUUAGCAUUUUUCUUUUUCUGUAUUGUCUACUACAAAUUACCAGAUAGAGCACUCCCGUUUGAAAAUGAUUUUUACUUUUCGGCAUUUUUAUUCGCAAUUACAUUGCUUUUAUUUAUAUUAAUUUCCAUAACCGUAUGUCUGUCUGGUGUUUUAUGUUGUUCGAUUCUUGGUUCGUAUUUAUUAAUCGUUGCUCUUGAUUAUUAUAUUGGAUCAACUUUGAAGUACAUUAUUAUAAAUGUCAUAAGACGAAUUACCAUUUCUGGUUUUGAUGUAGCUAUUAUAAGUCCACCAUUUGGUACACAAGAAAUUACACUCACGGUAUUUUGGGUUAUUUUUGCUUCAAUAUCAGUUUUAAUUCAAAUGAAAAUUUGUUGUGGUAAAAGUGGAUAUUUAACCAUACCCGUUGGCUACAGGGAUAAUUCUGGUAAUGUUCAUUUUGCACCAUGGCGAGAUAAUUUUAGAGCUCAUCGAAAUCUUCGCAGAAUGUAUCGAUAAUUUGGAUAACAUGUGAUUUAACCUUGAAGAAAACUUAAUGUUUUUCUACACAUUCAUUUACGUUUUUUAUGAGUUAAAAUUUUUUUUUUUUUUUUCAUGUUAGAAGAGGAUUUUUUUUGUAGAUAAAUAGAUAAAGACUAAAUACGCGGUUUAAAAAUGUUAAACCUAAAAACAUGUUGAACUUAUCCUUUUUAAAUGAUUCAUACUCGUUCUAAGACUAAAAUUUUUGUUAAGUAAUAUUAAUAAUUAAUAUUUUUAAGUAAUAUUGAUAUUAAUUACAAAGAUAUGAAAUAUUUUCU